Cannabis sativa is the source of this 7675-nucleotide messenger RNA. Its product is annotated as protein PHOTOPERIOD-INDEPENDENT EARLY FLOWERING 1. The coding region runs from base 513 to 7253 and encodes 2246 amino acids. Gene Ontology annotation, cellular component: Swr1 complex. Gene Ontology annotation, molecular function: histone binding; ATP binding; ATP hydrolysis activity. The record is from RefSeq and is a predicted model, not a curated record. The transcript is spliced from 22 exons. NCBI's taxonomy places the organism in Eukaryota, Viridiplantae, Streptophyta, Magnoliopsida, Rosales, Cannabaceae.
AUAGAAGGUAGAAAAAGAAUCUCAGCCGUCAGAGUUUAGAAGAUCAAUGAUCCACCGUUGAUCCAGGUUUUGUCAAGAUGAACCGGUAGCAGUAAAUAACAAGGGCCUAAGCCGAAGCACAAGAGAAGAAAAGAGAAGCAAGCAGCAGCCAAACGAGGAGAGAGAAAAAACACAGCUUUGGCUCGAGUCGCUUUUGUUUUCUGGUUUUCGUUAUUCGGAUCUGGUAAAGGUUGUCACUCGGGCCUUCUCCGCCCGACCCGAACCCGACUGGAAACCCUAACUCCGUCGUCUUCUCCAGCUUACGGCGACAGGUCUGGUAUUUUUCUUAAUAAUAUUUUGUUUGGUUGGAGAGAAAAAAUCGCGGGAACGGUGGAAAAAGAGUUGGAGAAACCAUUAUUUUUAUUUGAAUUAUUUCCUUCAUCUCGAGCUAGAUAGAUAGCUGUUACGAGCGGUAUAGAGGCUUCCAAACCAGUGUGUUUCGAAUUCAGAUGGUCUAGUUAGCUGGGGAAAGUAUGGCUUCCAAAGGUCCAAGGUCUAAGCUUGAUCAUGAAUCAAGAGCUAAACGCCAAAAGGCGCUUGAAGCUCCCCGAGAACCUCGUAGGCCGAAAACACAUUGGGAUCACGUUUUAGAGGAGAUGGUUUGGCUUUCAAAGGACUUUGAAUCUGAGAGAAAAUGGAAAUUGUCUCAAGCAAAGAAAGUCGCUUUAAGAGCAAGUAAGGGCAUGCUCGAUCAGGCUACAAGAGGAGAAAAAAAAUUGAAGGAAGAAGAGCAGCGGUUAAAAAAAGUUGCACUCAACAUUUCAAAGGAUGUAAAGAAAUUCUGGUUGAAAAUUGAGAAACUGGUACUCUACAAGCAUCAGAUGGAGCUUGAUGAGAAAAAGAAAAAGGCUCUCGAUAAGCAGCUUGAGUUUCUUUUGGGUCAAACUGAGAGGUACUCAACAAUGUUAGCAGAAAAUCUUGUUGACAAUUACAAGCCUUUGCAGCAAAAUCCUACACAAGAUCAACCCAAAGAAGAGGAUGGAGAUGACGCUAAUGGGUCUUCAGAGCUGAAUGUUGAACCUCCAUCAGAUACAGCAGAUGUUGAUGAUGAUUAUGAUAUACAAUCUGAUGAUGAAUCUGAAGAUGAUGAACAUACAAUUGAGGAAGAUGAGGCUCUUAUAACUAAAGAAGAAAGACAGGAGGAGCUAGCUGCUUUACAAAAUGAAAUAGAUCUUCCCCUUGAGGAGCUACUGAAACGUUAUGCUGGGAAGGAAAAAGCUUGUGGACAUAGCAUGGAGAGUAGUUCAGUAAAGCAUGACGAGGAUGAACCAGCCCGGAGGGAGGAUAGUAAAGUAGAGGAUAAUGGGGAUGAACCAACCCAGAUGGAGGAUAAUGUGGGUGAACCAACCCAGAUGGAGGAUAGUCCAGUAAAGGAUGACGAGGAUCAACCAGCCCAGACAGAGGAUAGUCCAGUAAAGGGUAGUGGGGAUGAACCAGCCCAGAUGGAGGGCAGUCCGGUAAAGGAAAACUGGGAUAAACCACUCCAGAUGGAGGAUAGUCCAGUAAAGGAUGAUGGGGAUCAACCAGCCCAGAUGGCAGAUGGUCCGGUAAAGGAUGACGGGGAUCAACCAGCCCAGAUGGAGGGUAGUCCAGUAAAGGAUGGUGGGGAUCAACCAGCCCAGAUGGAGGGUAAUCCAGUAAAGGAUGACGGGGAUAAGCCAGCCGAGAUGGAGGCUACUCCAGUAAAGGAUGACGGGGAUGAACCAGCCGAGAUGGUGGCUACUCCAGUAAAGGAUGACAGAGAUGAGCCAGCCCAGAUGGAGGAUAGUCUAGUAAAGGAUGACAGGAUUGAACCAGCCGGGAUGGAGGAUAAUAUUAAUCAUAGCAAUGAAAAUGGGCUUUCUGCAGCCAUAAAGAUUGAGAAAAGCAACUCUGCUGUAUCCACUGGUCGUCGUUGUAAAGGGGAAAGUAAUGGAAGUCUUCUACUUUUGGAAAACCAUAUACCAGAAGUUGAGACACAUGAAGCCAAUAAUCUUGCAGAAGCUUCUGAAGAGUUAGAGGAAGAAGAGGUGCCAUAUGAUUUUAAUGAUGAACGGGAAGAUGGUGAUUUUGUUCUUGGCAUUACAGAAGAAAAGGAUGAUGAGACAACCUUGUCAGAAGAGGAGGAAUUUGCUAAAACAGAUUCCCAUGAUCCUAUGGAUGAGGUUGCCUUACUGCAAAAGGAGAGUGAAAUUCCCAUUGAAGAACUGCUUUCAAGGUAUAAAAAGGAUCCCAUCAACAAUGAGGAUGUGGAUGAUGGAUCUGAGUAUGCCUCUGCUUUGUCAGAGGGCUUUGCAGAUUCUCUUUCAGUUGAAGAUGUUGAACAGAAGCAACUGGUUACUAUGGAUGAAAACACUGAACAGAAGCAACUGGUUUCUGUGGGUGAAUAUGCUGUAUCUGAUGAACGCCCACCAGUCCAUUCUCCCAUGGAAGAACAGCAAGCCAAACAUGAUACUUUAUCUGAAGGAGGAAAGGAAAGUGAGGAUAUAAUUGCUGAUGCAGCUGCUGCCGCAAGAUCGGCACAGCCAACUGGAAAUACCUUCUCCACAACAAAAGUUCGGACCAAGUUCCCUUUUCUUCUUAAAUUCCCUCUUCGGGAGUAUCAACAUAUUGGCUUGGAUUGGCUUGUCGCUAUGUAUGAAAAAAGGCUGAAUGGAAUUCUUGCGGAUGAGAUGGGGCUUGGGAAGACAAUUAUGACUAUUGCUUUGUUGGCACACCUAGCAUGUGAGAAGGGAAUAUGGGGUCCACAUCUAAUUGUGGUUCCAACAAGUGUAAUGUUGAAUUGGGAAACUGAGUUUCUUAAAUGGUGUCCUGCUUUUAAGAUUUUGACAUAUUUUGGAAGUGCAAAAGAGCGAAAAUUGAAGAGGCAAGGCUGGUUGAAGCCCAACUCAUUUCAUGUAUGUAUAACAACUUACAGGCUGGUUAUUCAAGAUUCUAAAGUGUUCAAGCGUAAAAAAUGGAAGUACUUGAUAUUAGAUGAAGCUCAUCUGAUUAAAAAUUGGAAAUCACAGAGAUGGCAAACACUUUUGAACUUUAACUCAAAACGGCGUAUUCUUUUAACUGGUACUCCACUUCAGAAUGAUCUCAUGGAACUCUGGUCACUAAUGCACUUCUUGAUGCCUCACAUUUUUCAGUCUCACCAAGAAUUCAAAGACUGGUUUUGUAAUCCAAUAGCAGGGAUGGUCGAGGGACAAGAAAAAGUAAACAAAGAAGUAAUUGAUCGUCUACAUAAUGUUCUUCGUCCAUUUAUACUACGUCGUUUGAAACGCGAUGUGGAGAAGCAGCUCCCUAUGAAACUUGAGCAUGUUAUAUACUGUAGACUCUCCAAAAGGCAGCGUAAUUUGUAUGAAGACUUCAUCGCUAGUUCAGAAACACAAGCUACUCUUGCAAAUGCAAAUUUUUUUGGGAUGAUUAGCAUCAUAAUGCAGCUACGUAAAGUAUGCAAUCAUCCUGACCUAUUUGAAGGCCGUCCAAUAGUCAGUUCUUUUGAUAUGACAGGUAUUGACAUUCAACUAUGCUCUCCUGUUUGCUCAGUACUUUCGUGUGGACCAUUCUCUAGAGUUGAUCUCAGGGACAUGGGUUUGGUGUUUACUCAUCAUAGCAAUAGAAUGACUUCUUGGGAGAGUGAUGAAGUUAAAGCUCUUGCUACCCCCUCAAGUUCAAUAAAAGCACGUGGUGACUUGUUUAACCUUGGAAAGAUUGUGUCAGGAUCUGAAAAUCGAAAAUUGUAUGGAUCAAAUAUUUUUGAAGAUAUACAGAGAUCAAUAAUGGAGGAGAGGAUUAAAGAAGCAAAGGAUCGCGCAGCAGCCAUUGCAUGGUGGAAUUCUUUGAGGUGUGAAAGAAGACCUAUGUACUCAACUACCCUAAGGGAGCUUGUCACAGUAAGGCAUCCUGUUGAUGAUAUUCAUUGUCACAAAGCUAAUCCUCGCGCUUAUACAUAUUCCACAAAGCUUGCUGACAUAAUCCUUUCACCUGUGGAACGCUUUCAUAAAGUGCUUGACCUAGUUGAAAGUUUCUUGUUUGCAAUCCCAGCUGCGCGGGCUCCGCCACCUGUUUGCUGGUGUAGUAAAUCUGGGAGUUCUGCCUUUCUCCAACCUACUUAUAAGCAGAAGUGCACCGAAAUAUUUUCUCCACUUUUGACUCCUUUAAGACCUGCGAUUGUUCGGAGGCAGGUGUACUUUCCUGACAGGCGGCUCAUACAAUUUGACUGUGGCAAAUUACAAGAGCUUGCGAUUUUGCUUAGAAAAUUAAAGUCAGGAGGUCACCGAGCACUGAUAUUCACUCAGAUGACAAAGAUGCUUGAUGUUUUGGAGGCUUUUAUAAAUUUGUAUGGCUACACUUACAUGCGUUUAGAUGGAUCCACACCACCCGAGGAGAGGCAAACUUUGAUGCAACGGUUUAAUACAAAUCCAAAAAUAUUCCUUUUUAUCUUAUCAACACGUAGUGGAGGAGUCGGCAUCAACCUAGUUGGGGCAGAUACAGUCAUCUUUUAUGAUAGUGACUGGAAUCCUGCUAUGGACCAACAAGCUCAAGAUCGAUGCCACCGGAUUGGACAGACACGUGAAGUUCAUAUUUACCGAUUGAUUAGUGAGAGCACCAUUGAAGAAAAUAUUUUGAAGAAAGCAAAUCAGAAGCGUGCCCUGGAUGAUCUAGUGAUACAGAGUGGGGGCUACAACACUGAAUUCUUCAAAAAGCUUGAUCCUAUGGAGCUUUUCUCUGGUCAUAGAUCACUUCCAAUCAAGAAUGUUCAGAAGGAGAGAAAUUACAAUGCAAAUGAGAUAUCUCUGUCUAAUGCCGAUGUUGAAGCUGCUUUAAAACAUGCAGAAGAUGAAGCAGAUUACAUGGCUUUGAAGAAAGUUGAACAGGAAGAAGAAGUUGAGAAUGAAGAGUUCACAGAAGAAGCCAUUGGGAGAUUGGAAGAUGAUGAAUUAGUAAAUGAGGAUGAUGCAAAGGUUGAUGAACCUGCAGAUCAUAGUGGCUGGAUGACAUCGAACAAAGAAAAUGUAUCCAUGCAGAAUGGAAGUGAUAUUAAUGAAGAAAAAGCUCUUACAGUUGUUAAGGAAGAUGAUGUUGACAUGUUGGAUGAUGUUAAACAAAUGGCUGCCGCUGCAGCAGCAGCUGGACAAGCAAUAUCAUCCUUUGAGAAUCAUUUGCGUCCAAUAGAUAGAUAUGCAAUUCGCUUUCUAGAAUUAUGGGACCCCAUUAUAGAUAAGGCAACAGUGGACACUCAAGUUGGAUAUGAGGAAACUGAAUGGGAACUCGAUCGUAUUGAGAAGUACAAGGAGGAAAUGGAAGCUGAAAUUGAUGAAGAUGAGGAACCUCUUGUGUAUGAGAGAUGGGAUUCUGAUUUUGCAACCGAGGCAUAUCGGCAGCAGGUGGAAGCACUGGCUCAACAUCAGUUGAUGGAGGAUCUGGAAUGUGAGGCAAGGGAGAGGGAAGAUGAAGAAGCUGGAAAUUGUGACACUGUGAAGAAUGAAAUGCCAAGUGAUCUGAAACCUAAGUCUAAAAAGAAACCAAAGAAAGCCAAGUUCAAAUCCCUAAAGAAAGGAUCACUAGCUUCUGCAUCAAAAUCCGUGAAAGAAGAGCCAUCAGCGGAUGCUAUGUCCAUCGAUGAGGACACUUUCUCUCAAGAGAUGCUCACGUUCUCAGAUGCAGCAUCUCCACAUUCAGUCAUGACCAAAAAACGGAAAAAGGUUCAAAUUACUAUGAAUGGUAGUGAAGAGAAGACUUCAAAGAAAAAGUCCAAGAAACUCAAGAGGAUUUUUGUUGAGAGAUGCUCUCUUGAUUUAGAUACUGAUUUUCCAGUAGUGCAGCAUGACGGACCUACAGAUUCAAAACCUGCUGAGAGUAUAACUGAAUCUGAGCAGAGACCGCUUAGCAGAAGCAGAAUGGGAGGAAAAAUAUCCAUCACUUACAUGCCCUUAAAGCGAGUUUUAAUGAUAAAACCAGAAAAGCUAAAGAAGGGGAAUGUUUGGACGAGGGAUUGUGUUCCUUCUCCUGAUGUUUGGUUGCCUGUGGAGGAUGCAAUAUUAUGUGCUGUGGUACAUGAAUAUGGCCCUUAUUGGAACUUGGUUAGUGACGUCCUAUAUAGCAUGACUGCUGGUGGGUUUUAUAGGGGAAGAUAUCGACAUCCUGUCCAUUGUUGCGAGAGGUUUAGAGAACUCAUCCAACGGUAUGUCUUGUCUUCUUCAGACAACCCAAAUCAUGAGAAGGUCGGCAAUGCAGGAUCUGGAAAGGCUCUUCUAAAAGUUACUGAGGAAAACAUUCGAACGCUGUUAGAUAUUGCUGCUGAGCAGCAAGACGGAGAGUUGCUCCUUCAGAAACACUUCACUGUAUUGCUGUCUACUAUCUGGAAGAUGACCUCUCGUGUUGGUCACUUAAAGAAUCUUGCAUCAUCACGCAAUAGUGUCUACUCUGGUGGAAAAAAAUUCAGUUCUGGCAAGCAGAUUUCUCAUACUUCCGAUAGGGAACCUGGAGAAAAACUAAAAUCUAUCAUUAUGGGAAAGAUUAAUACUAGGUUAGUAGCAGCUGCACUUGAUAAUGUUGAUAGUGGAAAACAGGAUGACAAAGCAUCUCCUUCUAAUCAUAGUAGAGACAUAUCAGCAAAUACUGAACGGUUGGAUAUAACUCUGGAAUUCCAAGGCGAAAUGGGAGAAAAAUUGGCUUUUCUGCCUUCUAUUCUGAACUUAUCAAUAAUUUGUUCUGACCCUCUUUCAUUUGUAAGCAAAGAUGAUGAGGAGGUCGAUUAUCUCAAAACAUCUGUUCAUGUGGCUGAGAACCGUUUCAGGGCUGCUACAAGAGCUUGUCUUGAAGACAGACAUGGCUGGGCUUCGUCUGUAUUCCCGACAAAUGACAUUAGAUCUCGUUCGGCAGCAAAACUACCGUCCUUGGGAAAGCACAAGCUCCCUUUCCCUGAUUUGAACAAACCUUCCAAGUCAAAAUUCAAGAAAUCAGUUGAGAAUGGUGAGCUACGCCACCUUCCCAGUGAGCAGAACAUUCUCCAACCGUUGCUAACCAUGGCAGCACCAAUUGAUCUCAACCUUUUCAGCCCGAGCUCACCCCUCAGUACAGAUAUUCAGAUUGAUGGUCUGGAAAGUAAUUUGUCAACUGAUUUGGAUAAGCUAGCUCCGUUAGAAGAGGAUGGUUUUGAAACAGUUGAACACAGUUAUGUUCCUGACUUAAUCACCGGUCUUGAUGACUGUACAUUAUCUCCAGAAUUUACAGACAUUGGUUAGGGCAAAUCUCAAGCUAGGCCAAAACCAAAAGUUCUGUGCUAAAGCUGUCAUAAAUUUGGAACAGAAGGACUCUCUCAUCUGAUCUGGAUCGGAAAUAAUGAACAUGAACUUUAAAGCAUUGUUUUUCUCAUCACACAUCAGAUGAGGAAGUUCAAAACAUUUGCCAAUUUUUACCAGCUGGAUGAAGAAGAACAAGAGCUGGUCCUGCUGAGGAGGGAGCCAUGGUUGGGGUUGGGGGCAUUUGAAAUGUAACAUAAAAAAAAUUUUGCAAGUUCAUUUCUCACUUGGGAAAUCUGUGAUUAUUUAUCGGGGCUUUAUUAGAGAUGUUUUGUGAAUGAGUAGAUUUUCCCCAAUAGCAAGUAGUAAAAGGAAAUUCAAAGUCUAUUGAUUAAUCAAAGAAAUGGAAAGAAAAUCUUAAUUAA